Hibiscus syriacus is the source of this 1707-nucleotide messenger RNA. Its product is annotated as pentatricopeptide repeat-containing protein At5g66520-like. Lineage: Eukaryota; Viridiplantae; Streptophyta; Magnoliopsida; Malvales; Malvaceae. The record is from RefSeq and is a predicted model, not a curated record. Gene Ontology annotation, biological process: RNA modification. The transcript has a single exon. The coding region runs from base 27 to 1673 and encodes 548 amino acids. Gene Ontology annotation, molecular function: RNA binding; protein binding.
AUGUAUGCCAUUUUCUGAGUUUGAGCAUGGUGGAACCGAAAUGUCCAACGCUCAAAGCCACCAUAACACGCUUAAUCGAAGAGUUCAAGGUUCUGAAAGAGCUUAAACAAAUACAUGCCCAUAUCAUAAUUUCUCCAAAGCUAUCCAAAGCCCAUCGAGAUUUUCUCACUACUCGCCUCCUCUUCGCUUCUGCUUUCUCAGAAUCCGGCUCUCUUUGCUUUGCAACCAGGGUUUUCAAAUUCAUUCAGAACCCAACACUCUCCGUAUAUAACAUCAUGAUUAGAGCUUACGCUUCAAAGACCCGCGACUCAGAUAAUACCCACAAUUUUGAACCUUUACUUCUCUUCAAACAAAUGCUUUUCAGUGGCAUUUCGCCGGAUUGCAUUACGUUUCCUUUUGUUAUAAAGGAAUGCGCCGGUAGGCUUGAUAGCCGUGUAGGGUGUAGCAUUCAUGGGGAAGCUGUUAAAUUUGGAUGGUUUUGUGACGUUUACGUUCAAAAUUCGUUGGUAAGCUUUUAUUCUGAAUGUGGGUUUUUAAACAGUGCCAGGAAGUUGUUUGAUGAAAUGCCGAAGAGGGAUGUUGUUUCGUGGAAUUCCAUAAUUAUUGGAUACUUGAGAGGUGGGAAUCUUGACAUGGCAUUGGAGUUGUUUAGACGUAUGGAAAAGAGGAAUAUCAUCUCUUGGAAUUCGAUGAUAACCGGUUUCGUUCAAGGUAGGAGGGGCAAAGAGGCCUUACAAUUGUUCCAUGAAAUGCAGAAUUCAAGUAAUGAUAAUGUUAAACCGGAUAAAAUCACAAUGGCGAGUGUACUUUCAGCUUGCGCUUACCUUGGUGCAAUUGCUCAUGGGAAAUGGAUACAUGGUUACUUAAGCAGAAGUGUCGAAUGCGAUGUGGUGGUUGGAACAGCAUUAGUUGAUAUGUAUGGUAAAUGUGGUAGUGUGGAGAGGGCAUAUGAGGUCUUUAAAGAGAUGCCUAAAAGGGAUACCUUGGCAUGGACUGCUAUGAUUUCUGCAUUUGCACAGCAUGGUUAUAGUAAGGAGGCUUUCAGCACCUUCGAGGAGAUGGAAGCCAUGGGAGUGAAGCCUAACCAUGUCACAUUUCUCGGGUUAUUGUCAGCUUGUGCUCAUUCCGGCAUGGUAGAGGAAGGUCGCUGGUGUUUCAAUAUGAUGAAACGUGUUUAUUCAAUAGAACCCCAAAUUCACCACUACGCUUCCAUGGUUGACGUCCUCAGUCGAGCCGGGCUAUUCGAAGAGGUAGAAGAGCUUAUCAGAAGCAUGCAAAUGGAGCCGGAUGUGUUUGUUUGGGGAGCAUUACUCGGAGGCUGUCAGAUUCAUGGGAAUUUAGAAUUGGGAGAAAGGAUAGCAAAGUAUUUGAUCAAUUUGGAGCCGAUGAACCAUACUUUUUAUAUCAACUUAUGUGAUAUAUAUGCCAAAUCUGGUAGAUUUGAUGACGUGAAGAGAAUGAGAGCCUUGAUGAAAGCAAGAGGAAUAAGAAAAGAAGUUGCAGGUUGUAGCCUGAUUGAAGUUGAUGGGCUCGUUCUCGAGUUCUCGGUUGAAGGAUGCCCUGUGCCCGUGAUGGAUGAGAUAGUGGUGGUCUUAAAUUUAUUUAAGAAUGAGAUGAAGGGUGAAAGUACCCUGCAUUACUAUUAUGGGAUAUUGUUGGAUUCAAAUAAUUGAUGACCAUUUGUGGAUUAUUAUUGGCUUUCUCCUC